AUGGGUGAUUACAUAAAGACUAUUCGAUAUGGAAAACCUCCUGUGCCUGGUAUCAUAGCGUGCCUCCCGGUACAAGAGAACAAUGAUAUCAUGGGAAUCGAUUUCAUACUUGUAUAUCUCCACGAAACAGUUAUAGCAGGGUUGACCACUUAUCGAGGUUUGAAACACUUCCGUCAUGUGAGGUCACCGUUGUGGAUUACGCUGUUCAGGGAGGGCAUAAUAUAUUACUUCCUUAUUUCCAUCAGUACGAUUGUGGCCGUGAUUUUACUAUUCCGGCUUCCUGUAAGCUGCCAAGCUCUUUGUAGUUGA
Molecule: messenger RNA, 309 nt
Organism: Serpula lacrymans var. lacrymans S7.9
Lineage: Eukaryota; Fungi; Basidiomycota; Agaricomycetes; Boletales; Serpulaceae
Exons: 4
Coding region: 1-309 (102 amino acids)
Source: RefSeq, a predicted model, not a curated record